AUGUUGCCUGUCUUGCUGAUCUGCCUCCUACCAGUGGCCUACGGGAAGAACUGCCUCCAAUGCUGGCCAGAGCUGCCGGCCCUGCUGGACUAUGACCUGCAGGUGCUGUGGGGAAGCCCAGGGCCACCCACAGAGCUCUCACAAAGCCUACACUCCUUUUUCCUGGAGGAGAACGCCUUUCUCAUGCCCGGGUAUCUUGCUCGAGACCAUUUGGAAGAGGAAACAGCUAUAUUCUUCACCCACAUAGACAACGCCAUUAAGAAGCUGAGGGAUGAUAAGUCAGCACUCCUGGAAGAGCUUCGUGUUCAGAAGAGUCUUCUGGCCGAGAGGCUGAAGGAGAGGUCCCAAGAGCUGAAGCAGAGGGCCUGCAAUGAUUCCUGUGACAUGCGUACCCCGACGGAGGUCACAGUGUGUGCUGACUGCCGGACGCACUUCCUGUUCUGCAACGACCCCAUCUUCUGCAAAGCUAAGGCUGUCAGGACCUACAAGUGGGUUGUGAUUCUUAUCACCAUCCUAAUGCUCCUGGCUGCGAUUGGCAUCUGUGGUCACUUUUUCUGGCUCCAAAGGAUGAAGAAGGCUGUGGAGGUACUAGGGAAUACACUCCUGUUUGGGGCUCGUAAGGUCUUGAGGCUCAACUCUUGCCUUCCGGGUCUGUCAGAUGAUGUAAUGAAGGAAGUGGGUUCUGAGAAAUACAUCAUGGCUUAUCUCAUCACUGUGUGCACAACACCAAGAGUAGCCCAGUCUAAGGUGAUGCGGUGUCACCAGGUAAGACAAGCUGAUGGGACCCAUAUGGCAUGUACACAUUCAGAUAUAUGUGCAUGCAUGUGGAAGCCAGAAGUCGCCCUCGACUUUGUUCCUCAGGAGCUGGCCAUGAUGUUUUUCUGGGACAGGGUCUUUGACUUUUACUUGGAGCUUGCCAACUGGACUAAACUGGCUGGCCGGCAAGCCUCAGGAAUCCAUCCGCCUCCACCUCCCCAGGGCUGA
Arvicola amphibius (Eurasian water vole) is the source of this 984-nucleotide messenger RNA. RefSeq names its product testis expressed 51 (gene Tex51). The transcript is spliced from 9 exons. The record is from RefSeq and is a predicted model, not a curated record. Bases 1 to 984 code for a protein of 327 amino acids. NCBI's taxonomy places the organism in Eukaryota, Metazoa, Chordata, Mammalia, Rodentia, Cricetidae.